This is a messenger RNA of Ostrea edulis (European flat oyster), 630 nucleotides long. RefSeq names its product putative nuclease HARBI1. The transcript has 5 exons. The coding region runs from base 1 to 630 and encodes 209 amino acids. NCBI's taxonomy places the organism in Eukaryota, Metazoa, Mollusca, Bivalvia, Ostreida, Ostreidae. The record is from RefSeq and is a predicted model, not a curated record.
AUGCAGACAGGUGGUAGUAGAAAACCGGAUCGAACUGGAUUUCCAGGUGUUGUGGGUUGUACUGAUGAGACUAUUAUUAAGAUUCAGGCUUCCAAAGAAAAUGAAGCUGAUUAUAUAUGUCAGAAAGGAUAUUAUGCCCUCAACAUACAAUAUCAAAUAAUUGACUUGGUGGCAAAGUGGCCAGGCAGUGUGCAUGAUUCAAGAAUAUUCCGUGAAUCAGCCUUAUGCACAUAUUUGGAGGAAGGUCAGAUUCAGGGGAUAGUACUUGGCGAUUCAGGGUAUGGCCUAAAACCUUAUCUGAUGACCCCAUACUUAUCAGCAGAGACAGAGGCCACACAUAAGUUCAAUACAGCUCAUUGCAGAACUAGAGUAACCAUAGAGCAAACGUAUGGAAUUAAAAAAGGAUCCAAUGCUCUUCACUGCGGAUUAAGAAUAAAUCCUGAGCCAGCAUGCAGGGUGGUAACAGCAUGUGUCAUACUGCAAAACAUUGGUCUAAUGAAGGGGGACAUUUUGACAGAAGUGCCCCCGUUUACUACUGACUCCAGCAGAGCACAUGAUGUUGUUAUCCCUGAGGAUGCAAUUGGUAGAACUGUGCGGGAUCACAUUAGAGACACCUACUUUCAUGUUUAA